UUCGAAAGCAGCCCUCUGGAAGACGCUCAGCAACCCGCCGUUCUUGUUCUUUUUCUAUUGAGCUUCUCCCGUGUGGUUAUAUACUCACUUUGGUUUGUAUACGUCAGCCGAGCCGAUUGCGAAUUGACUUCGCAAUCUUCUUAGCCCGAAUCGAAGAGCCUGGUUGUCCUUUGUCCACCCGCACGGCCAGACAGAGCGCGUCGAAAACCCCAGAGCAUAAAAAACAAGGCUAGUUGACUCCCACUGCUCCUUUGUUUCUAUAUUACUGUCACAACGAUGGCGCCUCCAGCAAUUAUUGCACCCUCCAUCCUCUCUGCCGACUUCGCCAAUCUUGGUGCGGAAUGCUCGAAUCUCAUGAAGGCGGAUAGCGAUUGGAUCCAUGUCGACAUUAUGGAUGGUCAUUUUGUGCCCAAUAUAACCUUUGGUGCCCCGGUGGUGUCGAAUAUUCGGGCCCAUGUGCAGAAACCAGCGAGCAUCGGUGGAAAGGGGACGUUUGACUGCCAUAUGAUGAUUGCAGAGCCUCAAAAAUGGGUAAAAGAAUUUAAACAAGCUGGCUGCGAUCUUUAUUGUUUCCAUUGGGAGGCGGCGAUGACUUCCACUGCUGCGAAGGAUCCAACUGAUAAAGAGACCACGGCGAGAACCAGCCCGAAGGAACUGAUCCGGUAUAUCCACGAGACGGGCAUGCAAGCGGGAAUUGCACUCAAGCCGGCGACUUCGGUGGACGUCCUGUGGGAUAUCUUGGAGAAUCCCGUGGAGAUCGAGAGGCCGGAUAUGGUCCUGAUAAUGACAGUCAACCCGGGCUUUGGCGGACAGAAAUUCAUGGCUUCUGAACUCCCCAAGGUCGCGGCCCUGAGAAAGAAAUAUCCGGACAUGAACAUUGAGGUCGAUGGAGGUUUGGGCGUGGGAACCAUCGACCAAGCUGCUGACGCUGGCGCCAACGUGAUCGUAGCUGGAUCGGCGGUCUUUGGAGCCAAGGAUCCUGCAGAGGUUAUUGCAAAGCUUCGAGAGGCCGUGGAGAAGAGGAGAAGCGCAUGAACAUGGGUGGAUAUUUGAUGUGCGUUCCGAAGCAGUGUAUAACAUAGCCUUAUAGAAAAGAUAUAUACUCCGUAGAUAGUUUUUCUUUUUCUUUUUCUUUUUCUUUUUUUUUUUUUUUUCCUUUUUGCUUUUUUUCCCCCCUCCCGACUCGCUUUAUGGUUUAUGAGAACGAGUUGUUUCUUCAGGCAGGGAGAAAAAAAGGAUACCGAUAUAUGAUGGUCAUGAUGUGCAUUCCAGCAAUGCCAGUGUUAUCAUUUGAUAUUCAUUAUUAAUUAGAGGAAUAAUACGGAGUA
Coccidioides immitis RS is the source of this 1328-nucleotide messenger RNA. RefSeq names its product ribulose-phosphate 3-epimerase. Gene Ontology annotation, molecular function: metal ion binding; D-ribulose-phosphate 3-epimerase activity. Lineage: Eukaryota; Fungi; Ascomycota; Eurotiomycetes; Onygenales; Onygenaceae. The record is from RefSeq and is a predicted model, not a curated record. The transcript has 3 exons. Bases 277 to 1035 code for a protein of 252 amino acids. Gene Ontology annotation, biological process: carbohydrate metabolic process; pentose-phosphate shunt, non-oxidative branch; pentose-phosphate shunt. Gene Ontology annotation, cellular component: cytosol.